This is a messenger RNA of Emiliania huxleyi CCMP1516, 1552 nucleotides long. RefSeq lists its product as hypothetical. Lineage: Eukaryota; Haptophyta; Isochrysidales; Noelaerhabdaceae. The transcript has 7 exons. The record is from RefSeq and is a predicted model, not a curated record. The coding region runs from base 212 to 1552 and encodes 446 amino acids.
CGCCUUCGUGCAUGCUCGAGCCCGUCGCGGUCUCUCUCCUCUUCCUCUCCGCCAGCGUCGCUGCUGUCGCCGUGGCGGGUGCGGCGCUCGCCGCCGCCACCGCCUGCGUCUGCCACGGCUGCCUGCUGGAACCAGACGAGCCGAGGAGGGAGGCUCAUCCUUUCUUCUCGCUCCCCUUCUCAGACCGCACGGACCACGGGAUCAGCCUCUCAUGACCGGCGAACACUCUGACCUGCAGCGCGGCCUCCUCGCGCCGCCGUCUUCACUCCGCUUCGGGAGCAAGCGGCUCGCCGGAAUCGCCGUCCUCGCAGCAUCCUCCAUCGCAGCCAUCCUCGUAUCGCGCACCUGGGCCAUCGUGGCGGUCGCGUUCAUCGCAGCGCGCGAUCCACAGAGCAGUUCGCAGCUGCAGCAGCCACAGAGCAGCUCGCAGAUGCAGAUGCAGCAGCCUCCGCCUUCGCCACCGCCCUGCGCCCGCCAGAUCUGGGUCAUCCGGCACGGCGAGAAGUCGCCCCACCCUGCGCCGGGCUCUCCAGAGGUGCACGGGCUCAACGCGACCGGCUGGAGCCGCGCCUCGCACCUCGCCCGCCUCGUCGAGUCGGGCCACUGGCCGCGCUUCGUCGCUCUCUUUGCGUCAGACCCGGGCCGGCCGCCUUUUGCCCUGCGAGAGGUGCAGACCGUGCAGCCGCUCGCCGCGCUGCUCGGCCUCCCUGUCAACGACUCGUUUGCCCAGAGCGAGGGCGAGCAGCUCGCGGCGGCGGCCCUCCUCGCGGCGCGCGACCGCUGCGGCGCCGUCCUACUCAGCUGGGAGCACUGCCGCAUCCCCGCGCUGCUGCGGGCGCUGGGCUGCGGCGCGGAGCACUGUCUCCGCUGCUGGCCCGACGGCGAGUACGACCGAGUCGAGCGGGUCGAGCUGCUGCUGCGGGAGGAGCCGAGCGGUGCGCCCGCCUGGCGGGUGCGCGCGAUGCCGCCGGCGGCCGAGGGGUUCGGCGGCGACGUGGAGGGGUACCGCGGGUACGAGUGCGUCGACCCGGCGCACGCCAUCCUCGCGACGGGGGCGGCGACUGCAUGGCACGUCGCCCUCGCGCAGCGCGACGCGAGCGGCGCGCUACACUUCGUCGAGGCGACUCCGCCCGCCGUCGUCGUCACGCCGGCGGCCGACUUUUGGCGGCGCGCCAGCCACGCGACUCUGUACGCCGGCCGCCUCGUCGGCGCGAGGAUGCGUGCGCUCGGCGCCGCCGCCACGCAGGCCGCGAGCGCGCAGGCGGGCACGCCGUACGCGAGCGACUUCGAGCCGCCGCCCGCCAAGUUUUACUGCAGCUCGCUGGUGGAGUGGGCCUUCGGCGUCGCCGCCGGCGAGAAGAGCGUCUUCCUGCCGCCGGGCCUCACGUUCAAGCUGCUGUUCGAGCCGCUCGGCUUCUGGGAGCGGUACUACCACGGCCUGAACCAGAGCUUGCCGGUCAACGUGAGCGGUUCCAACCCCACGCUCCUGCUCCACAGCCCGGCGGUCCGUUUCACGACCCUCCGUCCGGAGGACGUCGUGGCGAAUCUGUGA